Molecule: messenger RNA, 2170 nt
Organism: Gadus morhua (Atlantic cod)
Lineage: Eukaryota; Metazoa; Chordata; Actinopteri; Gadiformes; Gadidae
Exons: 6
Coding region: 992-1981 (329 amino acids)
Source: RefSeq, a predicted model, not a curated record
AAGCAAAAAACAACAAAUAAGAAAGAAAAGUUAGGGCACUUUCACAAUGAACUACCCUACAAGAAUCCUAUUAGCGUUUCAUAACAACUACCUGAUGACGAUCUGCAUGAUAUGGCCUGUUAAUAUGUCUGAGGACACUACCAACGCGCCCCUCAGAUGCUCCGAUACCUUUGGAGGACAGGUAGCCAGUCAUCAUUCUUCUUCCAUAGGAUGGUCCAGUCUGAAAUUGAAGACGAAUAUGCAAUCCUUUUUUAUAUUCCUAUUACAAACCAAUUAUUACACACACCAUCUUAUUUUGGACAGAUUCUAUACAAAGGUUAUUGCAAGUUUUGUCAGCUUAUGACGUGGAAUAAUGCGUUCUUCAUUUAGGCUUGUGUGAUUGCUACAGUGCAUGGAUCUGUGAGGAACACAUCGGUUACAAGAGAAAGCACUGUUGUUUUUCCUAAUUGUUGGUGCACACCAUUUCUUUUACAUGUAGGCAACAAACGCCACUGGUCACUACCUGCAAGUACACUGCGGUUAGCAAUCAUACAAAUUAAUCAAAAUGCUGUUGCUUACCUCAUUAAUUGCUUGAGCAAUCUCGCUCUCCAGUUUGGAGUCCUGCACCCUUUCUCUUCCUAUACCGUUUUGCGCGGAAAAUUCGCGAAUGUUUGCUUUGGAAAAGCCUUUGGUCAAUCCACAUUCCAGGUGGAGAUGACUGGAAAUGUCUUCGUCAGAAUGGCCGUUUCGGAGCAUACUUUCAAUUAUUUCUCGGUAGGGUGACAAACUGGACUCCAUUUCAACUAACCGCCUACCGUCUUCUUCUUCUUCUUCUUUUGCUUUGGCGGGUUUUUUCACAUUCUGUCAUGCGCAGAAGCAAUCCGCAGAAAAUUUUGCGCUUUCGCUUUGAGCGACCUCCACCGUCCUCUUACCCUUCAGAUAUCCCGGCCGUGCAGGAUAUAUUGAAUAAAACGUACUAAUAACUUCAUAAACAGAAUAAUCUUCGGAUAAAAUGGAGACGUUUGUGCUCUUCAGAGGGAACAAGAGAAUAACUCUAAAAAUGGACGAUAUGCGUGUCGACAGGAUCGCCCGCAUUUUCCAGGUCAGCAUGGAUAGCCUGUACAUCACUGAUGCGGCAAACAUCGCAAUUUUUCCGGUCGAGAGUGGGCUAUUCAGCUCCCUGGACCUGUUUGACCAUGGUCAUUACGAGAUUCAUGGAGACGUUUGGGACACUGUAGGGGCCCCGACAGCCCCAGCCCCAGCCCCAGCUCCAUCGAGGCAAUUUGCCUUUCGCAGCAGUCAGCCUGUGACUAAUGAAAAUAUGAGCAUGCUGUCGAGAUCAGUGAGGACGCCUCGGUCAUUUCAAAGGUCCAUUCAAGUGUCCGAGGUAAUGGAGGGCAAGCUUAUUUCAACAAGGGUUGUUAUAGUGCGAUUCACCGAAGCAGAGGCAACAGUAUCUGCCAUCCUGGUGAAGCUGAAGGUGGCCAUGGGAGACGAGGAAGACUACAUCCUGACAGACACACUCUGCCACGAAAUUGUGGAGUCAGAAGGGACAACUGGGUCUUUGUACUGGAGGCAGAAUUCAAGGAAAAUCCAUGGUAUUGAGAGUACCGCAUACUGGCAAUGGCGUCGACGACGAUCAAGUACCGGUGACAGAAAUGACCAUGUCCAAAGGCUGAGGGACAAUGUGGAGGAACUGCUGGAGGCAUCCCAAGGGCUGGAUGAAGUGGCUAAGAAGAUAACCGACUUGGUGACCGUCAGCCGUGGUUCUUCACUAGUUUGGCCUGAGUUCAAACAGGCCUUCGUCUGUUUGAUUUGCAGAGCUACAAUGACUCAGCCGAUGUUUUCAUCCUGCUGCCGGACCCUGGUGGGGUGUAAACUCUGCGUUGAGGAAUGGAAAAGGACGUCGGAUCACUGCCUCAAGUGCAGGGAUGACCUGCCGAUUUACAGAGAGGUAGCUGGACUCUCUGCAGCACUGGACGCCUUGAAGUCCCUUCCCUAAAGAAGACUAGGCUAGCUUGUUCGUUUAGAUGGUUUUUUUUAUGUUCUUAUGAUGUUCUAAUGUUGCGUGUUGUGUUAAUGUGUUAGUGUUGUGUUCAUGUGUUAUAUGGCUUAGAUGUUCCUAGAUGUUUUGUUAAUCUGAUUCUUCUCCAUCUCUGUUCAAAUAUAAAUAAAAGUUUUCUUUAAUGUG